AUGAGUACCAUAUUGGAAAAAAUUUCAGCCAUAGAGGCCGAGAUGGCCCGAACGCAAAAAAAUAAAGCCACUGCACUCCACUUAGGUAUUUUAAAAGCAAGAUUAGCUAAACUAAGGAGAGAAUUGAUUACUCCCAAAGGCGGCGGUGGUGCUACAGGCGAAGGUUUCGAUGUUGCGAAAACUGGUGAUGCCCGUAUUGGUUUUGUGGGUUUUCCAUCAGUAGGCAAAUCGACUCUGUUGUCCAACUUAGCUGGAGUGUAUUCAGAAGUAGCGGCAUAUGAGUUCACAACAUUGACCACUGUUCCUGGUUGUAUUAAAUAUAAGGGUGCUAAAAUACAGUUGCUGGAUUUGCCUGGUAUUAUUGAAGGUGCGAAAGAUGGUAAAGGUCGUGGUCGUCAGGUUAUUGCUGUAGCGAGAACAUGCAGUCUAAUUUUCAUAGUAUUAGAUGUCUUAAAACCGCUACAACAUAAGAAGCUAUUAGAACAUGAAUUGGAAGGUUUUGGCUUGCGGUUAAACAAACAACCACCUAAUAUAUAUUUUAGGAAGAAAGACAAGGGCGGUAUUAAUUUGAACACUACUUGUCCACAAUCAGAGCUUGAUGUGGAAGCAGUAAAGACUAUACUCUCUGAAUAUAAAAUACACAAUGCUGAUAUAACUUUGAGAUAUGAUGCUACAAGUGAUGAUCUUAUUGAUGUGAUUGAAGGAAAUAGAAUUUAUGUGCCCUGUAUCUAUUUGUUGAAUAAGAUUGAUCAAAUAAGCAUAGAAGAAUUGGAUGUAAUUUACAAGAUACCUCACUGUGUACCAAUAUCGGCACAUCACAGAUGGAAUUUUGAUGAUCUACUGGAGAAGAUGUGGGAAUACCUAAAAUUAAUCAGAAUAUAUACAAAGCCGAAAGGACAACUGCCAGAUUAUAAUUCACCGGUUGUACUGCAUGCGGACAAAACUAGUGUAGAAGAUUUUUGUAAUAAGCUGCAUAGGUCGAUUGUGAAAGAAUUCAAAUACGCUUUAGUAUGGGGCUCUUCCGUGAAGCAUCAACCGCAGAAAGUUGGUAUUGAACAUGUCCUAGCUGAUGAAGACGUAGUCCAGAUUGUCAAGAAAGUAUAA
Leptosia nina is the source of this 1104-nucleotide messenger RNA. The record is from the annotation of a GenBank genome assembly. NCBI's taxonomy places the organism in Eukaryota, Metazoa, Arthropoda, Insecta, Lepidoptera, Pieridae.